Rhipicephalus microplus (southern cattle tick) is the source of this 1286-nucleotide messenger RNA. RefSeq lists its product as uncharacterized. Lineage: Eukaryota; Metazoa; Arthropoda; Arachnida; Ixodida; Ixodidae. The record is from RefSeq and is a predicted model, not a curated record.
CUUCGCUUGCGUGUUGUCUGUGACAAUACAUGUACAACUGCUAAGCACGCGUUACUGAGCUGCCACGUCGUGUUUUCAAAUGGUAUAAGAGCCCGAAUCCAGCGUGGCGUGGUUCAAUUUGUUAGUCUAUAUAUGCACCUUUUAGUAACUCUAUUAGCCAUUUUACUAUCUUAAAAACUGCCACAAACAAUAUUGUUGGAACUAAGUCUUAUCGAGAGUACCAAUUAUGACGCGGCUGCUCAUUGUUUUGCUUUUUGUAUGCGGUGUUUCACGGACAAUGGCAUCAUGUCCAGAAGAUCAAGAACCUCAAUUUUGUCAGAGUAAUAAUAAUAUUCCGCAACUAUAUUGUGGCACGGUUGAUCAAGAAAAUGAGUGGUUGUGCAGAAAGAGAAGCUAUGGAAAGUGUGCGUGUAAAGCUGGCCUCUACAGAAGAAAAGAUCGCAAGUGUGUACCCAAGGAGGAGUGUGGUGCCAAUGAAAAAAGUACACCGAAGCCUGAAAUACCCACUACAACAGGGCCUUAUGGAGACCUUGAAAUCCCUGAGGAACUUCAGGGUAAUUUGCAAGAUAUCUACAACAAAGUUCUAAACUUUGUCCAAACAAAGCAAACCAUUUACGCCCUUUGGAUUGUAAAAAAUACCUUGCCUUAUAAUAUUCGCAACCUUUGUGCAUGCUUAAAAUCCAAGUACAUAGAAAACACGGCGAGUGGAGCUCUACGAUCACUGGAAUGUUACGAGGAUAAGCAGGAAAUAACGAAUACGCAGCUCACAAGAGGAGUUGAAGUAGAGUUCGAGUUGUUUUAUGAGUACUACCGUUUGGUUAUUGCUCUGAAUCUUGAUCCACGAGAACAAUCAACGGCACGACCUGAGCCAGACUUGCGCGACAAAUUCUAUAUUAUGGACGUCACAGACGAUUGUUUACUUGUAAACUAUGGCAAAGGAGGCUAUGAUAGGAAGUGCAUAUUGUGGGGCGCUGACGCCAAGACCAUCAGCACAACACGCUGUUAUAAAACAAUGAAGGAAGCGUGCUCACAAGACAUGGAAGAGUUAUGGGGAGAACGUGGUUCGUGUGUGGAUCAUGAUAAAUAGAAAGCAAAGUAGUGGUGUUGCGAACGAAAAACUGUGGCAAAUAGAGAACAAGGGCUGCAUCAGGCGUCACACAGAAACAGCAAGAAGAGAUGCAGCAGCACAACCACUGCUCGAAGUGUCUUUCUCACUGCCACGUGUAACAAACGCAUUUUCAAACAAUUUUGAAUGCAUUUAAAGUGAAUAUAUCACUUUUAUCCUA